AUGGCAGGGGAGGCUGACUUAGGGACUGUGGAGAUGGAUGCUUUCCUCGCCUUCCACCAGGACGUGCAUUUUGUCAGGAAGUUCCUGAAGCCCCUGCUGAUUGGGGAGCUGGACCCCGGGGAGCCCAGCCAAGACCGUGGCAAGAGCCCCCAGAUUACUGAGGACUUCAGAGCCCUGAGGAAGACUGCAGAAGACAUGAAGCUCUUUGAGACCAACCACAUGUUCUUCCUCUUGCUUUUGGCCCACAUCAUCGUCAUGGAGAGCGUUGCCUGGUUCACUGUUUUCUACUUUGGCACUGGCUGGAUCUCCACCAUCUUGACAGCUUUCAUCCUAGCAACUUCCCAGGCCCAGGCUGGAUGGCUCCAACAUGACUACGGCCACCUCUCCGUCUACAAGAAAUCCAUGUGGAAUCACGUUGUCCACAAAUUUAUUAUAGGCCACCUCAAGGGAGCCUCGGCCAACUGGUGGAAUCAUCGACAUUUCCAGCAUCACGCCAAACCCAACAUCUUCCAGAAGGACCCCGACGUCAACAUGCUCCAUGUUUUUGUCCUGGGCGAGUGGCAGCCAGUGGAGGUAAGAGGAAGAAGAGGAAGGAGUUGUAGAGACUUGGCCUGGGCCAUCAGUUACUACACGCGCUUCUUCAUCACGUACAUCCCUUUCUACGGGGUCCUGGGAGCUCUCUGUUUCCUCAACUUUAUCAGGUUCCUGGAGAGUCACUGGUUUGUGUGGGUCACGCAGAUGAACCAUAUCCCCAUGGACAUCGACCGGGAGAAGUACCAGGACUGGCUCAGCGGCCAGCUGUCGGCCACCUGCAACGUGGAGCAGUCCUUCUUCAACGACUGGUUCAGCGGCCACCUCAACUUCCAGAUCGAGCACCACCUCUUCCCCACCAUGCCGCGGCACAAUUACCACAAGGUCGCCCCGCUGGUCAAGUCUCUGUGUGCCAAGCACGGCAUCCUGUACCAAGAGAAGCCGCUCCUGAGAGCCCUUCUGGACAUCGUGGGGUCCUUGAAGAAGUCGGGAGAUCUCUGGUUGGACGCUUACCUCCACAAAUGAAGCCACCCCUUAGGGCACCGUGGGGAGGGGAGGUGGGGGGCUGAGCAGCCCCGUAGGGUUAGAGGACCUCGAGCUCCUCCAGAGGCUGCAGGGCCAUUUCAGGAAAGCCCCCUCGGACAUCUCCUUUCUCUCCGUCUGUCUCCCUUCUUUCCUUUCCUCUCCUUCCCUCCUCCCAUCUCUGUCUCUAAC
This is a messenger RNA of Gracilinanus agilis (Agile Gracile Mouse Opossum), 1245 nucleotides long. RefSeq names its product fatty acid desaturase 2 (gene FADS2). Bases 1 to 1056 code for a protein of 351 amino acids. NCBI's taxonomy places the organism in Eukaryota, Metazoa, Chordata, Mammalia, Didelphimorphia, Didelphidae. Gene Ontology annotation, biological process: lipid metabolic process. Gene Ontology annotation, cellular component: membrane. Gene Ontology annotation, molecular function: oxidoreductase activity, acting on paired donors, with oxidation of a pair of donors resulting in the reduction of molecular oxygen to two molecules of water. The record is from RefSeq and is a predicted model, not a curated record. The transcript is spliced from 10 exons.